Arabis nemorensis is the source of this 897-nucleotide messenger RNA. The record is from the annotation of a GenBank genome assembly. Lineage: Eukaryota; Viridiplantae; Streptophyta; Magnoliopsida; Brassicales; Brassicaceae.
AUGCCAGCUGAUGUCGUUGGCCAGAAGAUAGAUUCUGAAAAUCUAUAUGAUUCUGUUCAUCUCUUGCUAUCUCUACAGAGUGAAAAUGGAGGUGUAACUGCAUGGGAACCUGUCCGUGGACAUGAAUGGUUGGAAGUAAGAGCUAAAACAACACAUAAGGAUGUUCAUUUAUGUUUUCGCGAAGUUGAAAAUUCCUUAAGAAAAAACCUCUCAAGUGUAACCUUUUUUGUAACUCAAUUGCUGAAUCCGACAGAAUUUUUCACUAAUGUAAUGGUGGAGCGUGAGUACGUGGAAUGUACCUCAGCUGUUAUACAAGCUUUAGUUAUCUUCAAACAACUAUAUCCGGAUCACAGGACAAAAGAGAUCACCAAGUCGAUCGAGAAAGCGGCGCAAUUCAUAGAAAGCAAACAAAUGUCAGAUGGUACGGAGACUGGGGGUAUUUGUUUCAUUUAUGGAACAUGGUUUGCUCUUACCGGCCUAGCAGCGAUUGGUAAAACAUACAAUAACUGUCUAUCUAUGCGUAAAGGUGUAGAUUUCCUGCUUACGAUACAGAAUGAAGAUGGAGGUUGGGGCGAAAGUUCUGUCUCAUGCCCUGAACAGAGAUACAUAGCAUUAGAAGGAAAUAGAUCAAACUUAGUGCAAACUGCGUGGGCUAUGAUGGGUCUUAUUCAUGCAGGACAGGCCGAGAGAGAUCUUAUACCUAUUCAUCGUGCUGCGAGAUUUAUCAUCUCUUCGCAACUAGAGAAUGGGGAUUUUCCUCAACAGGAAAUAGUAGGAGCGUUCAUGAAUACUUGCAUGCUACACUAUGCUACAUACAGAAACACCUUCCCAUUAUGGGCACUUGCAGAAUAUCGGAAAGCUGCGUUCGUAACUCACGGUCACGGAGAUGAUCUAUAG